This is a messenger RNA of Lemur catta (Ring-tailed lemur), 1239 nucleotides long. It is a transcript of the gene DDI1, whose product is annotated as DNA damage inducible 1 homolog 1. Gene Ontology annotation, molecular function: protein binding; aspartic-type endopeptidase activity. Gene Ontology annotation, biological process: proteolysis. The transcript has a single exon. Lineage: Eukaryota; Metazoa; Chordata; Mammalia; Primates; Lemuridae. The record is from RefSeq and is a predicted model, not a curated record. Bases 1 to 1239 code for a protein of 412 amino acids.
AUGCUGAUCACCGUGUACUGCGUGCGGAGGGACCUCUCCGAGGCGGCCUUCACCCUCCAGGUCAGCCCUGACUUUGAACUCCGCAACUUUCGGGUCCUCUGCGAGCUGGAGUCCGGAAUCCCCGCUGACGACAUGCAGGUCAUCCACAUGGAGCAACUCCUCACUGACGACCACUGCUCCCUGGGCUCCUAUGGCCUCAAAAACGGCGAUGUAGUUGUUUUACUUGAGAAGGAGCAUGUGGGACCUCGGCCUCCAGGACGAACCCCGAAGCAGCCCCGGAUAGAUUUCAGUGGCAUCGCUGUGCCCGGGACGUCGAGCUCCCGCCAGCAGCAGCAGCAGCAGCAGCAGCAGCAGCAGCAGCAGCAGCAGCAGCAGCAGCAGCGCCCCCCAGCAGCCCAGCAGCCCCGCGGCCGGGCGGGCGGAGAGCAGGCGGCGCCUGCCCAGCGUCUGGACAGCCCCACCCUGAUCCGCAGCAUGCUGCUGUCCAAUCCUCACGAUCUGUCCCUGCUGAAGGAACGCAACCCCCGCUUGGCAGAUGCUCUGUUCAGCGGGGACCUUGAGACGUUUUCUCAGGUCCUGAUGGAGCAGCAAAGGGAAAGGACUUUGAGAGAGCAAGAGAGGAUUCGCCUCUACUCUGCCGACCCAUUUGAUCUGGAAGCUCAGGCCAAAAUAGAAGAAGAAAUCCGGCAGCAAAACAUUGAGGAAAACAUGAACAUAGCGAUGGAAGAGGCUCCUGAGAGUUUCGGACAAGUGGCCAUGCUCUAUAUUAACUGCAAAGUGAAUGGACACCCUCUGAAGGCUUUUGUCGACUCGGGUGCCCAGAUGACCAUUAUGAGCCAAGCUUGUGCCGACAGAUGUAACAUCACGAGGCUGGUGGAUCGACGAUGGGCUGGGGUGGCGAAAGGCGUGGGCACGCAGAGAAUUAUUGGGCGUGUUCAUCUAGCCCAGAUUCAAAUUGAAGGUGAUUUCUUACAAUGCUCUUUCUCUAUACUUGAAGAGCAGCCCAUGGAUAUGCUUCUAGGCCUAGACAUGCUCAAGAGACAUCAAUGUUGCAUUGAUUUGAAGAAAAACGUGCUGGUGAUUGGCACCACUGGCACACAGACUUACUUUCUUCCCGAGGGAGAAUUACCUUCUUGUGCUAAGAUAGUCAGUGGUACUGGGCAAGAAGAGUCUUCAGGCAAUGGAGCAGCAGAUGCUAUUAAACAUUCAUUCAUGGAAUCAGGACGGAAAAAGCAUUGA